Pelobates cultripes (western spadefoot toad) is the source of this 383-nucleotide messenger RNA. NCBI's taxonomy places the organism in Eukaryota, Metazoa, Chordata, Amphibia, Anura, Pelobatidae. The record is from the annotation of a GenBank genome assembly.
UGUCGGAAGACAGCCUGCACACCGCCACUGGGACCCGUGACAAAGAGGAAGCCUCAAAAGAUUGGUAUGCUCUAGUUGCCUCCCUCCCAAAGAAGGAAGACCUGCAAUCUAUAGCCCAGGAGGUAAAAUCAACACUCCGGACGGAGAUAGCCUCACUGCACACCUCCCUGACAGACCUGGAGGGAAGAGUGGCAGCCCUGAAGUCUGCAGGCUUAGUACUACAUCAAUCACACAAUACUGACAGACAGCACAUAGACCUGCCGCUCCAUGUUGAAGAUUUAGACAACAGGAGCCGCAGGAAUAAUAGAGUGAGAGGGCUACGAGAAACAGCAGGCCAAGAAAAUCUGAGGGAGAAUCUAACACCACUAUUCCAUACUAAAUAG